GUUGCAGUAAUGACAGAAAAUACCACUUGCACACGGAAUUCUGAGACUAAUAUUGCUCAGAUAUUGCUAUGUGGAAACUUGUCAGCAAUGACUGAUGUUGAAACCUCGUAUGCAGACUUCAUCGCUUCAGGAAGGACCGGACGGAGAAAUGCACUGCACGACAUCCUGGGUUCUCCAUCUGGUGUAAACACAAGUGACUUAAGCCUUAAAUUAGCAGAGCUGAAUAUUGAUAAAAAAGGUGAAAAUGUUUGAUAUUAUCAGCUCUUUUAACUUGUGUUCUUCGUGUGUUGACGUGAUCUUUGUAAUCAAAUUAUUGGAGAAGGAAAGUCUUUGUUGUCCAUCAUUUAGACUACAGGCAGUAAGUUAACUUAUAAGUAAACCAACUGAGAGAUUCAGAUAACGUUCUAUCCUUAAUUAAUUUGGUUUUGGUUAACAUUCGGGUUAUUG
Rhincodon typus (whale shark) is the source of this 447-nucleotide messenger RNA. It is a transcript of the gene pkia, whose product is annotated as cAMP-dependent protein kinase inhibitor alpha. The coding region runs from base 10 to 252 and encodes 80 amino acids. Gene Ontology annotation, cellular component: nucleus; cytoplasm. The record is from RefSeq and is a predicted model, not a curated record. The transcript has 2 exons. Lineage: Eukaryota; Metazoa; Chordata; Chondrichthyes; Orectolobiformes; Rhincodontidae. Gene Ontology annotation, biological process: negative regulation of cAMP-dependent protein kinase activity. Gene Ontology annotation, molecular function: cAMP-dependent protein kinase inhibitor activity.